Messenger RNA from Gasterosteus aculeatus aculeatus (three-spined stickleback), 642 nucleotides. It is a transcript of the gene ndufa6, whose product is annotated as NADH:ubiquinone oxidoreductase subunit A6. Gene Ontology annotation, biological process: response to oxidative stress. The record is from RefSeq and is a predicted model, not a curated record. Gene Ontology annotation, cellular component: respiratory chain complex I. NCBI's taxonomy places the organism in Eukaryota, Metazoa, Chordata, Actinopteri, Perciformes, Gasterosteidae.
CCGUGACGUCACAGCAGUCAUGGCGUCCACGGCGGCGACCCGAUCAGCAGCUGGAGCCGCUAAAGUUGUUAAGCCUCUUUUUAGCCGGGACCUGGACGAAGCUAAGCGCAGGGUCCGGGAGCUGUACCGAGCCUGGUACCGAGAGGUCCCCAACACCGUGGCAACCUUUCAGCUGGACAUCAAAACGCGCCAGGGAAGAGACAAAGUGAGGGAGAUGUUUGACAAAAACAAGCAUGUCACUGACCCCCGUGUGAUCGACAUGUUAGUCAUUAAGGGGAAAAUGGAGCUUCAAGAAACAAUCCAUGUCUGGAAGCAGAAGACCCACAUUAUGCGCUAUUUUCACGAGACUGAGCAGCCUCGUGCCACCGACUUCCUGUCCAAAUUCUACGAGGGCCACAACCCAUGAACUGUUUGGGCAACUGCUGACCUCUGACCUCUAUGCUUGUGUCCUGUAUGACAGAUGUUUCCCUUUGAUGUAAAUACACACUUAACACUCACAUAUCUACAGUUGUCUUUUAUUGGGAUUGUCUUAAAGGAACAGUUCAACUAAUAACUCACUAAAACUGAAUCCAGAGACACUGUUGUGAUCAGUUGUUAUUUUGCAGGCAGACAGUUGGUAAAUAAACACAAUAUUUUUCCCAA